This is a messenger RNA of Moneuplotes crassus, 486 nucleotides long. NCBI's taxonomy places the organism in Eukaryota, Ciliophora, Spirotrichea, Euplotida, Euplotidae. The record is from the annotation of a GenBank genome assembly.
CAUUUUUUAUAGAAUUAUUAUAGUGACCUUCGCUUACUAAUAUAGUAGAGUAGCAGCCUGCUGAACAGUAUCCUGCAGCUCAAAAUGCUAUCGGAAAUCCUUCUGUUAUGAAUAUCUCUUGCAGUUUGCACAGGCUGCUUUUUAUACUUUAGCUGAACCUGAUCUUGGCUACCCUCAACCUGAACCAACGAACGUCCUGCCAGGUCAGAUGUAUACUCCUCCUGACCCCAUGUACCUUUAGCCGUAGUAUUUCGAUCCAGGCAUGAGUGCAAGGUAAACAUUUAGUCAUCUUUAGAAACCCUUAUGUAAUGCCUCCUCCUAUGAAUCAAACUCCAAUGCAAGUUGCAAUGACUCUACCAGUAGAAGCUAAGAAUAAAGACUGGAAAGAUCUUUAAGAAAUCUAGAUGGACCUGUGAACCAACAUAAGAGAGUUGAAUAGAUUUCUAAAGACAUUUUGAAGAAAUCAAAAAUCAGACUUAGUGAUGU